UUGAAUAAAAUCUCUUAAAAAGAGAGAUCUUUUUCUAUCUAUUUUUGCUAGUAAGGCAAACAAGCUUUGGCCUAUUUAGAAUGGAGAAGGCUUUUAUAUGGUUGUGUAGAAUGCUGUAUGUUUUAGUGGCUUGGAGUGGGGUGGUUGUUAAUGGAGAGAAAAACAUACUUUUUGUGUUUGGGGACUCAGUUAUUGACAGUGGCACCAACAAUUACAUACAAACUACUAAGGCACAUCAAGCUAAUUAUGUUCCUUAUGGCAUAGACAUGCGCCCAGGCGCGAGUGGCCGUUUUUCCAAUGGCUUUGUCAUGACAGACUACAUAGCAAAAAAAGCGAAGAUCCCGUUGAUCAGGCCUUACCUUGAACCGCAUGCGGAUCAUUCAUAUGGAGCCAACUUUGCCUCUGGAGGAGCGGGAGUUCUCAAUGAAACUAACCUAGGGGAGGUUGUGAGCAUGUAUAUGCAAAUCGAGCAAUUCAAGGCAUUCAAAAAGAACUUCACAGCAAACUUGGAUCAAUCAGAAGCUCAUGAGUUAAUUAAAAAUGCUGUUUAUUUCAUAAGCGUGGGAAUUAACGAUUACAAGGUGUUUAUCAACAACUAUUCAGCAUUAAUAGCAGACUAUAAUCCGGCUACUUAUGUUCGAGCUGUAGUUGGCAAUUUAACGUUCGAGAUUAUGGACCUAUAUGACCUUGGCGCCAGAAAAUUUGUCGUAACAAUGCCAAAGAAUAUUGGAUGUAGUCCUGCUAUGAGAGCUCUUCAUGGAGGCAACUGCCUUCCUCUGGGCACUGAGCUUUCUGAAGCUAACAACUACUUGACAGAGGCAUCCUUGACUGUGUUAGAAGAAUCAUCAUUCCAUAUUAAAUUCAUCUUCUUCGACCAAAUAGUGUUUAUGAAACCCAGGACCACAAACCCACAAAGUUAUGGAUUCAAACAUGGAAGUAAAGCUUGUUGUGGAUCCGGUUCAUUUAGGGGUUCAUUUACUUGUGGAGAAAAGGUUUGUGGCCAAAAAUUCAGCCUAUGCUACAAUCGCUCUGCUUAUAUCUAUUUUGAUGCUUACCAUUGCACACAAGAUUUAAAUAUCCAAGCAGCCAAUGCAUUAUGGGAAUACAAUGAACCUGCUGUGAAGCCAUUUCCUCUCGGGGACUUCUUUAAUGUGAUCAAUGAGAAAAAGGGGGAGGAGAACAGAGCUUCAAUUCCUCUCCUCAAAGAACACUUGAACUCCAAGAUCUCACAAAUGGUUCAAAAGAUGGAAAAGGAAGGAAAAUUUGGCUCCAUGGUGGGUCGUGCCUCCUCUAGAAAAGAUUUCGUGGUGGAACAGGCUUGAGCACAGCCUAUCUGGCAAAGAACAAAAAGUAGAUGGCAUCCAAGGUUGGAGUUUGGUAUCCUAUCCUAAAAAUAAAGUCAGCCGGCCUUCUACUUCCCUCUCACUUUCUACAAUAGGGUCUCAUGCCUCUGUUUGGUUUGUGCCUGUUUGCUAUAAGUACGAUGUUGGUUUUUUAUCAUAAAAAAUCAGGUCCUCGUGGACUUUACUUGCCAUAUUUGUUAUUUCUAUCAUCAAUGGAUUGACAUGGUUUCCAUGA
Messenger RNA from Amborella trichopoda, 1578 nucleotides. RefSeq names its product GDSL esterase/lipase 5. The record is from RefSeq and is a predicted model, not a curated record. Lineage: Eukaryota; Viridiplantae; Streptophyta; Magnoliopsida; Amborellales; Amborellaceae. Gene Ontology annotation, molecular function: hydrolase activity, acting on ester bonds.